Molecule: messenger RNA, 2278 nt
Organism: Ostrea edulis (European flat oyster)
Lineage: Eukaryota; Metazoa; Mollusca; Bivalvia; Ostreida; Ostreidae
Product: O(6)-methylguanine-induced apoptosis 2-like
Exons: 9
Coding region: 107-1198 (363 amino acids)
Biological process (GO): epigenetic programing of male pronucleus
Cellular component (GO): male pronucleus; germinal vesicle; female pronucleus
Molecular function (GO): histone binding; chromatin binding
Source: RefSeq, a predicted model, not a curated record
AAAAACUGCCAUUUUGAACAUGAUAUAUGUGCCCUCUCUAGAUCCUAGAUUUAAUACUAAGGCCAAUUCAACUUAAUUAGUAGAUUAUCAUCCAGAGUAAAAAAGUAUGGAGCAGAUGGGAGGAUUUUAUUUUUUAAUUUUCAUUUCAGUGUUCGAAAUCAACUUUAGACCGAUAGACACAGGAUCACAACAUUACAGAAUUGGCAAAACUGUCGGCAAGGCAGUUAGUGGGGAAAAGCUCAAACUAGGACAUGGCAUUGUGGCAGCAACAGCAUCAAUACCCAGUAGAUACCAGACCAUUGUAACUGACAAUAGUGACAAAAAAGGGUUUGGAGCACAAGCAAAACGUUUUCACUCCGACUUUGCUAUGACAGAUGCACCUGGGCCAGGAAGCUAUGUGAAACACUCAGCCAUAGAAAAUAACAGUGCCUCAUAUUCUAAGAAAGGAACUGGAGGAUUUGCAUCAAAGUCAAAGAAAGGUUUGAAGUAUAUAGGAACUAGUGCCCCAGGACCGGGUGUCUAUGGUAUGCCAAGCAUGCUGAGGACCCAGAAUGAUUUCAAUCGAUCUGAAGUGGGGAGACUCUUCCAAAAACCAAUAGCACACUCAACAGAACAGGAAAAGAAAGAGAAACGACCUGCACCUAAUCAAUAUCAAGUUUUAAAAGUGCAGAUAGGAAAAAGCAAUAAUGUUUCAGCUGAUGCAGCUUUUAAGUCAAAGAGUAAACGAGAACUCAUAUCUAUCAAAGACAUAACCAGGAACCCUGCGCCAGGGCAUUAUUCAGUCAAAGACCAUCUCCAACAUGAAAGUAUCAAAGUACCAUUUUCCAGUUUUAAAUCAAGAUCAAAACGACAAAUGCAGCCCAGCCCAGCUCCCGUACCUGGUCCUGGUGCAUAUAAACCAAAUGAAGCUGUUGAGCCAGCCAAAAAACAGCUUUUCCCGAGGAAGCAUUAUCUAUGUAUAUCAGCUCCUGCCAUGCCAUUACCAGACACCCCAGCCCAACCUGGUCCAGCUAACUAUGAUGUUGUCGAUUAUGAGGGUCCUCCUAAACAUUACAUGUCCAGUUCUGCAUUUGUUUCCACAACCAGUCGAUGGACAGGAAAUGUAUCUGUUGGAGAAUUACCUGGUCCAGCUCAUUAUCGUCCUGUGGGAUCUGGUAAACAGUCAUUUAUUUACAAUGCUGCAGGGAAGUGGAUAUAGCUCAUGAGUCUUUUGAAGCAUGAGUGAAUGUGACUGAUCGACAGUAUUAAAAAACUAGUUUGAAUAAAACAAUACAACAGUUUGAAUAUACAAAGAAAUUGAAACUUUACACAGAUUGACAUAUUGAGAAUUUGGUAAUCAUUUGAAUUUGGGAUUUUAAUUUCAUGAUUGUCAGAAUGAGAGGUAAAAUAUACAUCAGUGUCAGUGGGAAAAGGGCUAGAAGACUGUGUUUCAUAUAGAAUUCUGGGAAUGAUGGGUAAUUUGCAUGCUGUCAGAUCCAGGAUUGAUGUCGUUCAGUAAGCUUGUCUGGAUUUACAGUCACUCGCAUCCACUUCUGGAGGAAUUAGUCAGUUUUGUGGAAACAGACACUCUAAGUGCAAAGAUCUAUUACACCCCUUCAUUCUGAAUUCAGAGAAUCAGAGGUGGUGUAGAUUUUCCAUUACAGGUAUUGAUUUUUGGAAUAUUUAAGGUAUAAUAGUGUUGUUGAUUGUUUGUUUCUCAUUAUUUUGGCUGUAUACCAAUAUUUUGUUAAUAAAUAAAUGUUAAGAUAUACUAGUAUAUGUAAUUUCUUUCAAGUAACAUAUUUGGGGGAGGGAGAAGGGAGUCUUUUUUAUAUUCACUGUUUUUGUAAUUUAAAUAACAUGUAGAAUUCAAUUCUUUUAAAUUCAUUGUUUCGUGAUUAUUAAAAGUGACUUAUGGAUUGUUAUACAUAUUAUGUAUUGAUUAUGUCCAUGUGCAUACUAAGGCAUGCAGUACAAGUGUGGUGCUAUUUAAAGCUAUGGUGAGGAAUCAAGACCUAAAUGAAUGCAGGAGAUUUUGUCAAAAUUGAUCAUGCUAUAUAGUGCCUUUUUGUUCAGUAUCAUGGAUGUUUUUUUUAUUCCAAUCUGAAAAAUCAUUUAUAUUAAGCUCUUUUUUUUUUUUUUUUUUUUUUUUUUUUGCCUUCAUUUUCACAUAUUAAUCAUGUUGUAUUUAUUUGAUAAUAUUUGAGAAAUAUUGUAUAUUUUUACUAUGUUGAUAUUUUGUAAUGUAUUUGUUAACAACUGUGAUAAAUCAUUUUAAAAUAAAUGGUGUUAUAUUUAA